AUGAAGAAAGCAGAUAAGGAAUAUGUGGCUAGUGAGUUAAUGAAGAAAGCAGAUAAGGAAUAUGUGGCUAGUGAGUUAAUGAAGAAAGCAGAUAAGGAAUAUGUGGCUAGUGAGUUAAUGAAGAAAGCAGAUAAGGAAUAUGUGGCUAGUGAGUUAAUGAAGAAAGCAGAUAAGGAAUAUGUGGCUAGUGAGUUAAUGAAGAAAGCAGAUAAGGAAUAUGUGGCUAGUGAGUUAAUGAAGAAAGCAGAUAAGGAAUAUGUGGCUAGUGAGUUAAUGAAGAAAGCAGAUAAGGAAUAUGUGGUUAGUGAGUUAAUGAAGAAAGCAGAUAAGGAAUAUGUGGCUAGUGCGUUAGUGAACAAGGCAGAUAAGGAAUAUGCUAAUGAAAAAGAUAAUGAAAUUAAAGAAAGGGUUGAAUGGUAUCAUGAAUGGACAUCAAAGAUUUUAAAAAGUAAAGCUGAUACAGGAUGGGUUUCAGGAUGUUUAGACCUUAAAGCAGAUAAGGAAUAUGUCAACAGUGAGUUAGAGAAGAAGGCAAAUAAGGAAUAUGUGGAUGAAAUAUACCAAAGUUUGAUAGGAACAACUAAAAAUAUUGAAAC
Trichomonas vaginalis G3 is the source of this 596-nucleotide messenger RNA. RefSeq lists its product as uncharacterized. Lineage: Eukaryota; Parabasalia; Trichomonadida; Trichomonadidae. The record is from RefSeq and is a predicted model, not a curated record. The annotation marks the transcript as partial. The transcript has a single exon.